Messenger RNA from Cyphellophora europaea CBS 101466, 600 nucleotides. RefSeq lists its product as uncharacterized. The record is from RefSeq and is a predicted model, not a curated record. The transcript has a single exon. NCBI's taxonomy places the organism in Eukaryota, Fungi, Ascomycota, Eurotiomycetes, Chaetothyriales, Cyphellophoraceae. The coding region runs from base 1 to 600 and encodes 199 amino acids.
AUGCAUGUCUCACCACUCAUCUCCCUCGCCAGCGUCGUCGCUAUUGCUCACGCCUUCCCGGUCACCGGGCCAAGAGCCUUGAUCCAAUCUGACACUGCCGGCUGCGAAACCUCCGGUCUUCUCAACGUGCUCAACUGUGUCGAUGCUGAUGUCGACGUCAACCUGCUGAAUGGCGGUCUCCUCCCAACGGAAAAGGAUGACAUGGAUGACAGCAGCGCGCCUCAGCCAAGCCCAGAAGACUCGAACCCAUCGGGCAACGACGGCUGCAGGACUUCUGGUCUUAUCAACGCGCUUAACUGCGUUGAUGUCGAUGUCGAUGCUAGUUUGCUGAAUGGCAUUGCUGCCCGCGAGAAAAGGGACGGCUGGGAAGAUCGCGUGACCCCGGCCGGUAGUACUUCUCCUGGCACCGCACCACGCGCCCCUACCGACCCACCGGCCGAAACCACGCCUGCUGACAGCACGCCUCCUGUUAGUACCGACCCCCCUGCCGGCGACGAUUCUCCUACUGGCAUCACCAGUAACUGUGAAUCUGCUGGAUUAAUCAAUGUGGCGAAUUGCCUUGGUAUCGAUGUGGGAGUGAAUAUUCUCAACAAAGAGUAA